This is a messenger RNA of Pseudomassariella vexata, 2583 nucleotides long. RefSeq lists its product as uncharacterized. The coding region runs from base 194 to 2548 and encodes 784 amino acids. The record is from RefSeq and is a predicted model, not a curated record. NCBI's taxonomy places the organism in Eukaryota, Fungi, Ascomycota, Sordariomycetes, Amphisphaeriales, Pseudomassariaceae. Gene Ontology annotation, molecular function: protein binding. The transcript is spliced from 5 exons.
AUCGCAUCCCAGACGUUGACUUGGAUAUCUUUGUUGCAACCUUGCCAUCGAGCCCCUCUAGCAGGACGUGCAAUCUUCUGCAUCCAACCCAUGUGAUGGAGUGAGCCUCACCUUCCCUGCUCAGCUCAUCUCACAACUUUGUUCUCUGUUUGUAUUAUCUCCACCAGUUUACACAGAAAUAAUCGUAUACACAAUGUUCUGGUUUAGGAUAUCUUGGUUUGCAUUUGCUGGCUACCUCGCUGCAUUCGUCGAAGGUCAACAGUCAGGAUGGGCGGACGACCAAGUCAAUGCCACCAUGUGCGCAUGGAAGGCUUCGCGAGUUGCAAAAAUUCGUGAUACAGUCUAUAUCGACGGAGGGUAUCUAUAUUGGGCCCCUGGCAUGGCGGACGGGUCAUAUGGCGCCCCGACCCAAGACAACAAUCCUCUUGGGCUUAUAUACACCUUGAACUUUAGCACGCCUUUCAACACCAGUGCCAACAUCAGCGAAGUUCUCAACGUAACAUCGAAAGCGCCAAACGGAAAUGCUGCAAACAAUUUUGCGCCAAACUAUUACGAUGGGGCCAUAUUGGCCAACGACAAUGAGUUCUUCCUCUACGGGGGUUUGCUGAGAGAGACCGACGUGUACUCUUCGCCGGACGCAGAUGAGGUUCUUGGCUACCAGUUAUUCCAGUAUGGAGCCCCAAAGGAGUCCUGGUUCCCGGGCUUCGUGAACGAGCGCUUGGAUGAUGGCGUAACUCGAUACAUCACUUAUGGUGGCGCUGCCAGCAGCCCCUCGGAAAAUAAGGGUUGGUACUUUGGUGGCAUGCGCUCAGCGUCCGGGGGGCCUAUCUACUACCCCGGAUCCAACGAGUCGCUCAACCCGCUCAAUGUUUCCAAUACCCUGAUCACCCUGGAUAUGGCGACGCAAACAGAGGAGUCAUGGAGUAACAGCACUCUGCCAGCCUCUAUCAAGGGUCGCGCGAAUCCGGACCUAGUCUGGGUACCUGUUGGGGAACAGGGUAUUCUUGUCGCCAUAGGUGGCGUCAUCUAUCCCGACUUCAACAACCCGAUCAUGUUAUCACAGAACGAAGCACAAAGUAGACUUGAAAGCCCAGAAUUCAUGUCAACAAUAGACAUCUAUGAUAUAGCGGGUAACAAGUGGUACAAGCAAAACACCACAGAUGGCCCGGGACAGCUCACACAAGGCUGUGCUGUUGUAGCUCCUGCCCAGGACUACUCGAGCUACAAUAUCUACUACUACGGUGGGUACGAUGGCCUGCAUGCCAAUGGGGACUUCAACGACGAUGUGUGGAUCCUGUCGCUCCCAUCCUUCAUUUGGAUCAAGGUAUCGUCGGGCCGUACGGCUCAUGCUCGAGCUGGCCACCAAUGUGUCAUGCCGUACCCUGACCAGAUGAUGGUCAUUGGUGGCUAUGCGUCGCUUAAGGGCGUAGAUACGCAACAGUGUCUGCAGGGCGGCAUUAUCCAAAUGUUCAACCUCACUGAGGGCAAAUGGGUGGAUUCGUAUGAUCCAGCUAGCUGGGCUCCGUACGGUGUUCCAGAAACGAUCUAUGCCACGAUUGGUGGCACAGAAACGGGCGGUGCCACAAUGACGACUCCCUUGUCGAUAGGGUGGGCGACCACUGAGCUGGCCAGCGUCUUUGCCACGCCGUACCCUACCUCCAAGAUUACCACGUACUAUCCCUACGCCUCGAUCGCUAGCAUAACACAUCCACCUGAUGUCAGUAGUGGAGGCGGAGGGACUCAGCCAUGGGUCGCGCCAGUCUUGGGUGUUGUUCUCGGUCUAGUCUUCAUCUCGGUUCUCGUCGUGGCCAUCUUGGUCUACCGUCGUCGCAAGUUGCUGAAGCGAGGCGGCAUGAGUGCAGGAGGUACAGACGAAAAUGGUUACCGCAUUAUCUCAUGGAUUCGGGGCCAGGAUAGCAACAAAGCUCCAACUGUCACAACGGACGACACGGCGAUGAAUUCGGAUGAUGUGGAGAGCCGCAUCGAACAUGCCCAACCCCAUAACCAAGCCCGCCUCUUCCCCGAUGCCCGCCAGGGACCCGAAAUGGCGAGUGUUCGGCCUCAUGAAAUGUCCGGCACGGCAUUAGCUGAAUUAAUGGACACAUCUUCCCCUGCCGAAUUGGGCGACACGGGCUUGAGCCCUAUUGACAUCAUAAACAAACACUCCCACUUCGCCCGCACUCCCCACUCAGCAAGCACUCCCACAAACCCCUCCGCCUUCUCGCAGUCCAAUUAUACUGUCUCCCAAGACCACACCAGCGUGAGCUCAGUGACCGGUACAGUGCCCAGCACUCCCCCGACGCCGGUCCUCGUCAGCGCAGCGCCCAUGAGCCCGGAGGGUGGAGGCGCUCCCAGCCCGCUGCUGCCCGUCAGUCCGCCUACGGCGGAUGAGCAAAACGCAACGGACUAUAUGAGUGUCCACGGGCAAAGUCUGGCACCACAGGAACAGCAGGAACAGCAAGAGGGCUUGGGCGGGAACACGAGUAGUCCGCUACGGAAGAGCGUGUUUUACGAGAGCGCCGAGGAUCUGGGGGAUAUGCGGAAGUAACACUUAAUCAUUAGCUCCUUUUUAUGGAUGACGAG